CGCACCGAGCACUCGUCUCGUCAGCUCAUUCCGCGCUCGCGAGCCUUCCGCGACACACGUACGUGCUGUUCUCGCUCCCGUCGCCACCCUCGACAACAACGCGCAGUCACAUCGCCUUCAACUGUGUAGUGCUACCAAACUUUUUGGUGACUUAGUGCUUUCGGACUUAACUAUUGUUGAAUAAAAAUCUGUGUGAACUCGAACGGAAUAGUGCAAUGCGAAGAUUGCGGUCCGGCGGGAAGGCGAUUCUUUGAGCGACCGAAAGGGUUGGGGAGUGCGGGGUGCGAAGCGGGCGGAGGGCGGCGCGAAGCCGCGCACGCGCCCGCUGCUGGACCGCGGCGAGGUUCUAACACACGCGUUUAUACCGGCGCGCGAGAUGGACGACAAGCCGUCCGCCGUCGGCGGCGAGGAACAUUACAGUCUCCGGUGGAACAACCACCAGGCUCACCUGCUCCGCUCCUUCGAAGCCUUACUGCAUGCUGAGACACUAGUGGACGUGACACUGGUGUGUGCCGAGCGCCGCGUACGCGCGCACAAGGUGCUGUUGGGCGCUUGCAGCCCACUAUUUCGCAGAAUAUUUAGCGAAAAUCCGUGCAAACACCCAGUGAUCGUGUUGAAAGACUUCCAAGGAUGGGAAGUUCAAGCCGUGGUAGACUUUAUGUAUCGUGGCGAGGUGUCAGUGGCGCAGGAGCAGCUCGGGACUGUGAUACGCGCCGGAGAAUCACUCCAAGUUCGCGGUCUAGCCGACCAAGACCGCGAGGAGUCUGCCAGGUCCCCAACUGCAACUCCACUGGCACGAAGUCCAGCACAAGCGACACCACCAGCACCAUCUCCACCAGUAAGCCCGGCAAGUCCUCAGCCACGACGGAAGCAAGCCAGGCCUCGUCGUCGCUCAGGAGAAUCAGAUACACCAGAAAAUUUAUCGAUGCGUCGAUCCCCUAGUGGAGGACUGAAGGCAGUUCGCCUGUCGAGGCCUCGCUCACCACCAAAGCAAGAGCAAGAGGAGCCUGAGGCUGAAGUGCCGCCGCCACCACGUAUGUUCGCGCCACACCAGGACAUGUUUCCCCCAGUACCACCAGCUGCCGUCUCCGCGCUCUCAUUAACACCACCACACAAUUUUAUCGACCGCAAUAAAAACUGGAGGAACUUUAACGGAUUAGUGUUUGGCAUGGACACUCCGCUAGGACUCUUCCCGCCAGGGAUGGAGCACAAGAUGUACCCCAUGAUGGACGUAGAACACCGCGCGCCGCUUGAUUCACAACUAUUCACUAACGUGAAAAAGAAAUGGCGACCAAAGGGUCAACACAGCGCGCCGCGCGGUGGUCCACCUCGAUCGUGGACGAACGCCGAGCUGACGGAGGCGCUGCAGCACGUGUGGAACAAGAAGAUGACGACCAGCCAGGCCUCAAGGAUCUUUGGCAUCCCAUACAACUCGCUGCUAAUGUACGUGCGCGGGAAAUACGGGAAAAGCCUAAAGUUGGAGCAGCUCAGGAAAGACUGUAUUGGCGGCCCCCUCGACGUAUUAAAUCUUAACUCCGGAAACAACAACAACAACCAGCCUUCGGGAAAACAUCACGACAAAGACGACCACUCACAACGACCAGCGAGCUCCGAGCCAGACAUCGCCUCAAAUCCAAUGUUCAAUCCAUUCCAGCAAGGGUUCUACCCGGAGUUCGCUCCAGGUUUCCCGAUGCCACUCAACAUGCUACAUCUACUCCCGCCUAAUGAUAAGGCGAGGGAACUAUAUCAGUCGAUGCCGAUGGCUCUGGACUCGCUGUCAGGAGUUACGAAGGAGGAAGACUGUAAGAGUGAUAGGUCGAAGGAGAACUCCGCCGACGAAGAGGGCGAGUCGUACCGCGCGCCCUCGCACCCGCCGCAUCCACCCGACAACCGCACACUGCUGCAUCACAACGGCCAGGACUAAGUCCAGCACACCAUGUCUACAAUAUGCACUGUACCUUCAACUGUUACUGUCAGACAAGCGGUCGAGUAUAUCUACGAGCAGCUAGACGUCUCAGGGACACGCUUCUAGUAUCUUGUCAUGUUGACGGACUAAAACUGGAAUUUAGUUAGUGUAUUAAUAAGUCUCGUAACGAAUCUUAAGUACGUGUUUUAGAAAUUAAUUUUAUAUCUUGUGGUCGAUCACAAGCCACAGAACUCAAAGUUAAUGUGCUUAGUGGUACUAUAGUGAAACUUUAACAUCUUUAAUGUCGACCAGCCAAAUGGCGAGGCGACACGUUAUUUAAAAUUGGUGUAAGUCGUAGGAAUGUGAGCAAUGGGUUUACUGACGUUUCUCAUGUUCCUACGACGUCAAUUGUUUAUUGUUAUUACUUUUGUAGAGGUAUCACUCGCGAGGAACUCAAUAAGAUCUGGCGAGGCGGCCACAUAUAGUGUAAUAUUUCGAUUGGAACCUAAAACUCGCUUAAAUAACUUGACGGUAGCUGAACGCCGUGUAUUAUUAUUGCUGUUGUUUUAAUAUGCAAUUCUAAAUUGGAUUUUACUAUGAAUACACUAGAAAGGUUUCAGUUUUACGGAUAAAGUAAUUUGUAUUAGGAAGUAUUUGUGAAUCCCCGGUAUCGCGUCCGGCGACGUCCGCAUAAAUUAGUUAAAUUUAUAUUAAAAGAUGUGUUAAUAUUGUAAAUGUAUAAUAGUAUCGCGUUCUAAGUGAUAGGCGAUAAUUUAUUUUGAAGGAGUGCAAUAAGUAUGAAAGGCGUUGUGAUUGUUAUCGUUAAGACAUUCCGAAUUUCAUUAUUGUUAACACAUUCCGUUACAUUCCCUAUUUUUAGAUAGUCUACUAUAAUUUCUAACGACUUUUAUUAAGUAUAAUGCAUUGAUUUCUUCAUACAUAGUGAACCUUUGUAGAUAUAAUGCGUUAUACGUGCGAAUUCACUUCUGCAUUUCACCAAAGUUUGUAAAAUAUUUCGUAAUAAUAGUUAUAAUUCGAUGAUAAACAAUUUUUAAAUGUAAAUAGUUAUUGAUAAAAAAUUAAUGGGAUAUAAAUUUUUGAAUUAACCAAUAAAUAAGGUGGACAUUUAUAUGUGUCUAAAAUGGUAAAUAGUAGUGUAUUUGUAAUUGUUGUAGUGUUAGUGAUGUGAAUCAGUGAGCUGGGCCGGGUAGGGGACGCUGACGUCACAGAGGGCCGCGACGCACUAGUCACACACAAUCUACCCACUAAACCUUCGCAGGUAGCGUUCCAUACUCACAACGUCACAAAUCCAACAGACUUCCUAGAUACUAAAUGGCGCAAAAUAUGGACUAACGUCCAAUAUGUGAAAUUUAAUUUCAUUCAAAUUUUAUUUAUGUAAAAGAAAACUAUGAUGGUGAGACCUGCAACUAUUGUCCUGAACUCAGUUGAUUCAGCAAUGAAUGUUGCGAGUUGGAUUAUUGCAGUGUUUUUACCCGACUGUAGAAAGGGUAUUGUUUUUACAAAAGGUUUUCACCUUAAGAUUUCAACGUCGACAUAAUCAUUGUCAGCCCUGAACUUUACAACAAUCGAUCGAAAAAUUUCCACGAAAGAAAAGACAGUGCGCGCCACGAUUAGACAAAUAAUGUAUCUGCACUCAAUGUUCAAAUAAAAAGGAGCUUUCAAGAUUUUAGUAAAUAAUGAAAGUUAGAAAUAAAACGUUCAAUACUAUCUGGCUUUAGAUAAUUGUAUACAGUGAUCACUAGAGAUACCGUGUGGUUAGUUAGAGUACAUCAUUUUACCUGUUGUAAAUAUUAUUUGUAUUAUAACGAAACUGUAUCUGUUUAUAUCGUUUCAACACGCUACACACAAACCUAACAGUAUUUACGUUCAAUGACAAUUCGAUUACUUUCAACUAUAUCGUUCCCGCGUGUUUUACACGGAAUUAUCAAUAUUUUCAUCCAUUCAAUUAACUAUAGUCGACGGAACAUGAAAUCUCAACAGAAGACUGAACACUAUUUACGAUUCUAUUUUAUAAAAAAUAUUGUACAUUUCACAUAACAGUACAGCAACAAUGGAAUCCUCAUACCUUACAUACAUACUUACACAUAGUAGUUACACAUAGUGUCACUUCAUAAUAACAAUAUUAUCAUUACAGGGAUUUUAUAUAUUAAACAAUUAAAUAUGAUUAAAAUAUUGUAAUAGUUUUAACAGAUUUUAUAUUGCUUUUUUCUCAUUCCGUUUACGCUGGCAACAUUGAAGAACGCAAAUACCGCGCACUUUUGUAUUUAAAUAUAACGGAUUCACGUGUAGAUAAUAUAGUAAGGUCAUGUAUUGAAUAAAUAUAAAACAAUUGUCUGUAUGAAACGUAAAUACAUGUGCCAAAAGUUGUAUGGAAAUAAUUUGAUGAGGAGCCCGCGUUGGCGUUAAUUUAUGAAGAGAUCCCUCACUUAGUUUGUGUUGUGACUUGUGACCAUAGAUUACGUUCAAUAUUUACCUAAUUCGUACAAAUUCAGCAGUAUUAGAGUGAUUUUGUUAAAGUUAUAAUUGAGAAGUUUUUUUGUAAUUAAUUAAGUUUUUGUUAUUUGUUAAUGUGUACGUCCUGCAAUUGAGGAAAUGGUUAUGAUGAAGAAAAUGUUUACAAAGUCCAAGCGGAAUAAGUUUCGUGUGUCUUAUUGUCUACCUAUAUCUGUAUAUAUUGUGGGUCUAUGGUUUAUUUUAUCGCUAUUACACUUCGUGUAUAGUAAUUUCUGUUUUAAUCUCGAACUAUCUCCGCCACUAGACAUGUUCUUAAAACUACGUUCAGCUUUUCAGCACUGUUCUCAUUAAGCAUAGGUGACAUCAGGAGCCAAAUGUAAUAUCGUAAUGAAUUAAUAGAUAAUAUAUUGUAUGACAUGGAGUACUUAUUUUUAGUUAUAAAAUGUGAUUGUAAUAAUUUUAGUGAAAAUUCAAAAUGUUCAGUUCCUUCAAUUUUUGUUACGAGUAUUUAUAAAUUGUAAUUCAAUGAUUUUUAGCUUUUAGAUAAUUGUUCUCUCCGAUAAAGAGUAUAAUUAAUUGUAAGGUUUAUUUUUUGUAAUUUAAUUUGUUGUAUUUUGCUUAAUAUAAUGACAAAUUAAAUUAAAUGAUAUCGUUAUACAUUAGGGUGUAAAAAAGAUUAUCUAUUUGAUCUUAAAUAAAAUACGAAAAAAUAUUUAUGUUCUAGUAUCAUUCUAACGUGUAAUUGAAAUCGAGAGAUGGAGCGUUGUAGUAAAAUUCGUUUACGGUCACCGACGUAAAAUGUAAAAAAUAAAAAUACGAAA
Molecule: messenger RNA, 5202 nt
Organism: Spodoptera litura
Lineage: Eukaryota; Metazoa; Arthropoda; Insecta; Lepidoptera; Noctuidae
Gene: lov
Product: BTB/POZ domain-containing jim lovell protein
Biological process (GO): regulation of transcription by RNA polymerase II
Cellular component (GO): nucleus
Molecular function (GO): protein binding; DNA binding
Source: RefSeq, a predicted model, not a curated record